AUGGGGAAGAGAAAGUCAGCUGCUAAGCCGCCUCCUAAGAAGCGGAUGGACAAGCUUGACACUGUCUUUUCCUGCCCAUUCUGCAAUCAUGGGAGCUGUGUUGAGUGCCGAAUUGACAUGAAGAAUCUUAUUGGCGAAGCUUCUUGUAGAAUCUGUCAGGAAAACUUUAGCACAACUGUUAAUGCACUCACUGAGCCUAUUGAUAUAUAUAGUGAAUGGAUUGAUGAGUGUGAGCGUGUCAACACUGUUGAAGGUGACGAUGAUGCGUGA
This is a messenger RNA of Miscanthus lutarioriparius, 270 nucleotides long. The record is from the annotation of a GenBank genome assembly. Lineage: Eukaryota; Viridiplantae; Streptophyta; Magnoliopsida; Poales; Poaceae.